AUGAUGCCUCUCCGACCGUCAAGGACUGCUCUGCGCGCCAUCCACCUCCAGAGGCAUGUGGCCUCUAGUCGUCGGUCCUUCACCACUUCCUUGGUGGCUUCGGCUGCGUCGCCCCACCGCUCCUCGCCUCAGAAGCGUGCUCAGAGUACCGCAACAGCUACGGCCAGUGACUCUAGGCCGGCCCCGAGCCCUGCUUUCAACCAAGAGCCUCAUCGCAAUGAAGUUUCUCCCCUCCAGAACCGUCAGCUCCCCGAGCUGGAUGACUCAAUGGUUGGUAUGAGUGGUGGUGAAAUCUUCCACGAAAUGAUGCUGCGUCUGGGCGUGAAACAAAUCUUUGGGUACCCCGGUGGCGCCAUUCUUCCCGUCUUCGAUGCCAUCUAUAACUCAAAGCACUUCGACUUUGUUCUCCCCAAGCACGAGCAAGGUGCCGGACACAUGGCUCAGGGCUACGCUCGUGCCUCUGGCAAGCCCGGUGUGGUUCUUGUCACCUCGGGUCCCGGUGCCACCAACGUGAUUACUCCCAUGCAAGACGCCUUGUCUGAUGGUACUCCUAUGGUCGUCUUCUGCGGUCAAGUUCCUACCAGCGCCAUCGGUACCGACUCUUUCCAGGAGGCCGAUGUCAUUGGCAUCUCGCGUGCCUGUACCAAGUGGAACGUCAUGGUCAAGUCUGUGGGUGAACUGCCUCGUCGCAUUCAGGAAGCUUUCGAGAUUGCCACCAGUGGCCGUCCCGGUCCCGUCCUGGUUGAUUUGCCCAAAGACGUCACCGCCGGUAUCCUCCGCAACCCCAUUCCCACACAAAGCACCAUCCCCUCGCUCCCUAGUGCUGCCACCGUCGCUGCCCGUGAACUGGGCAAGAAGCAGCUCGAGCAGACUAUCAGCCGUGUGGCUCGUCUUGUCAAUGUGGCUGAGAAGCCCGUCCUCUACGUUGGCCAGGGUCUCCUCGCACGUCCGGAUGGGCCGGAAAUUCUCAAGGAGUUUGCCGAAAAGGCCAAGAUCCCCGUCACCACAACUCUGCAGGGAUUGGGUGGUUUCGAUGAGCUGGACCCCAAGUCUCUGCAUAUGCUUGGCAUGCACGGUUCGGCCUACGCCAACAUGGCCAUGCAGGAGGCCGAUCUGAUCAUCGCUGUGGGCGCUCGAUUUGACGACCGUGUGACUGGCAGCAUUCCCAAAUUUGCUCCUCAGGCCAAGGCCGCGGCGGCGGAAGGCCGAGGCGGUAUCGUUCACUUCGAGAUCAUGCCCAAGAACAUCAACAAGGUCGUUCAGGCCACCGAGGCCGUUGAAGGCGACUGCGCCGACAACCUUCGCAUGCUGCUUCCGCACGUGAAUGCAGUUGCCGAGCGUCCCGAGUGGUUCGAGCAGAUCAACGACUGGAAGGCCCGCUUCCCACUGUCCCUCUAUGAGCGCCAAACUCCGGAGGCGACGAUCAAGCCCCAGGCCGUCAUUGAGAAGUUGAGCGACCUCACCGCUCACAUGAAGGACAAGACCAUCAUUACUACCGGUGUCGGUCAGCACCAGAUGUGGGCUGCUCAGCACUUCCGCUGGCGCCACCCUCGUACCAUGAUUACUUCCGGUGGUCUGGGUACUAUGGGCUUCGGUCUGCCCUCGGCCAUUGGUGCCAAGGUCGCUCGUCCAGACUGCCUGGUUGUGGACAUUGAUGGUGAUGCCUCUUUCAACAUGACCCUGACUGAGCUCUCGACUGCCGCUCAGUUCAACAUUGGCGUCAAGGUUCUCUUGAUGAACAACGAGGAGCAGGGCAUGGUCACUCAGUGGCAGAAUUUGUUCUAUGAGGAUCGCUACUCCCACACGCAUCAGCAAAACCCAGACUUUGUCCCUCUUGCCCGCUCUAUGCGCGUUGCUGCCGAGCGUGUCUCCAAGGCCUCUGAUUUGGAGGCCAAGCUCAAGUGGCUGAUUGAUCAGCCUGGCCCUGCUCUUCUCGAGGUGAUCACUGCUCGCAAGGUUCCUGUUCUCCCCAUGGUUCCUUCUGGUCGUGGUCUUCACGAAUUCCUGGUCUACGAUGAAGCCAAGGAAAUCGAGCGCAAGGCAAUGAUGAAGACACGCAAUGCUCCCACUGAGGUGAACAUGCGCGAGUAA
This is a messenger RNA of Penicillium oxalicum, 2091 nucleotides long. RefSeq names its product acetolactate synthase catalytic subunit. The record is from RefSeq and is a predicted model, not a curated record. The transcript is spliced from 5 exons. Gene Ontology annotation, molecular function: magnesium ion binding; acetolactate synthase activity; flavin adenine dinucleotide binding. The coding region runs from base 1 to 2091 and encodes 696 amino acids. Gene Ontology annotation, cellular component: mitochondrion; acetolactate synthase complex. NCBI's taxonomy places the organism in Eukaryota, Fungi, Ascomycota, Eurotiomycetes, Eurotiales, Aspergillaceae. Gene Ontology annotation, biological process: L-valine biosynthetic process.